This is a messenger RNA of Prorocentrum cordatum, 294 nucleotides long. The record is from the annotation of a GenBank genome assembly. Lineage: Eukaryota; Dinophyceae; Prorocentrales; Prorocentraceae.
GGCGGCGGCGCACCGGGGGCCGCGGGGGAGCCGCUGGGGAGCUUCUGCGCGUGCAGGGGUUCGCUCGCCUUCGCGCACGCCAGCUGCCUGAACCGGUGGCGCGCGCUGCAGCCGGAAGACCGCUGCGAGGUGUGCCGGGCGCCGUACGCCGUCGAGGCCGGCGGCGACCGCCCGAACGCGGGUGGCCAGCGGCCGCCGGCGGCCACCGAGGGGCUCAGCACCGGGCCGCUGCCGCUUCGGACCGAGCAGGCCCUGCGCCCGGCGCCACCCCAGAAGCGAGUGAGAUCGGGGCCC